ACCCGUCGCAUCGACCUGCCGCUUCCAGGUGACUGACUCUUUGUCGCUACGAACCGUCUGUUGUGCCGCUCCCCACCCAACCCUCCCCUGGACGCGCUGAGCCUACGCUUCUCGCCUCUCGCCACCAGUUCCGUGCUCGUCUCGCCUCGCCUCGCCUCGCCUCGCUCGCACCUGGUGGAAUGGACUUGCUCAUCGUUUGAGAAGCUUUUUUCUCGCGCCGGUGCCAGGGUUUAGGAGAGUUUUAAGCCAUGGAUAAGGGUUCUACACCAGCAAAGACAAAGCCCGUUCCUAAGGACUCAGAUGACGAGUCAGAGACCAGCGAUGAGGAAACCGAGGACGAGGAGCAGGCCGAGGGAGGGUCUGAGUACGAAUCUGAGAGUGACGAAAGCACCGAUACUACUAAGAAAAAGCUGACUAGUAUACUACCUACUAAGCAGCAGUCGGCCAUCAAAGCAUCUGCUCCUGGCGCUCCCGGUAGUCCUGCGAAGAGGACACGAGAGGCCAACUGGAAGAAAGACAAGGAGGAUGAGCCUCUAAUUAAGAAAAAGAAGCCCGAGGUGGCAGCCUCUGCAGCGAAAUCAGCAUCUAAGAUCUCCAUUAUUCCAUUGAUGCAAUACAGUAAAGCUCUCAUCGAAUUGUAUCGUAGAUCAAUGCCAGCAAUUACUCAGACAGAGAAGAAGAAAGAAAUUGCUUCUAAAACAGAAAGAGCCAAGUCUGCACCAAAAGAAAAACAGUCGAAAGAGUCUGCGGAGAACGAUAUGAAGAAGUCGGCGAAGAGGAAAGCUCAGAGUCCUGCCGCUAAGUCCGACAGCGCAAAGCCCACGUCGAGCAAGUCUGAUGGAGAAACACCACAGAAGACAGCUAAGCCUUCUCGACCAUGGUUGCCUGAGGAGGAAACUACCCUCUCAAAGGAACUUCAAUUGGAUCGCGUCAAUAAUGUUUACGGAAAUACUCUUCCAGCUGCUCGGGCAGACCCAUAUUGGGAGAAGCUAAUGAACAAGCUUUCGUUUAUGGACAAGUACGAUUCUAAGGAACAACGAAUCGAAAGACUUUGUGAAAAGGUUAGGCGCAUGAGAUUACGUUAUGAAGCUCUCUCACAACGCAUUCAGGCGGGUGAAACAAAUGUCUGGAAGAACGAACAUGAAGGGACGUUGUGGCGAAUCUGGCAUACCAUUUGGGGCCCAAACAAGGCCACAGCGGGGAUGCUGAAUGGUGAUGACGAUGACGAUGAAGAGGAAGAGGAGGAUGACGAGGACGAGGAAGAAGAAGAGGAAGAGGAAAUUGAGCCGACGCAGAUCAAAGGACGUCAACCUACUGCAGGUAAUGCCACUGCACAGAAGAAAGCUGUAAGCAAGAAUAACGAAACUAGUCUCAAUGGACAGCCUUCAGUGAAGGGAACUCCACCAGCAGUACCAGCAGCGCCAGUUGCGUCGGCACUUCCUGCAGAUCGUGCAACAGAAGCUACCGUCGCGGCAGAAAAACAAUCCUCAGCCUCAAAAGCUGUUCCAGUUAAGGAACCUGCUCCCACUGCAAUGGAAGUGGAUUUGAACACGUCUGGAAAAGACAAUUCAAAUCGAGGUGCAACGCCCAAUGGUCACGUAGUAACUCCUCCGGCUGAGCAAUCAGCUAAAGUAGUCCUUAGUGAUGAGUUACGGGCGGAGAAUCUUGCAUUCUUACGAGAUAUGAGGAGCACCUGCAUAAAGAUGGUCGAGGAAGCCAGGACUCAAAGCUUAGUCAUAUCUGAGAAGAUGCUAGUAGAAACUCGUGCCAAGACUACUCAAAUAGUUGAGGAGGCUAGGGAGAAGAGUUCCCAGAUUAUGGAAGAAUUGCGCUUGGUUGCGGAGAGACUUGGAGCAGUUGCUGGACAGGGUGGACGGAUGAAAGGUUCAGGAAUGGGAAGCUGGACUGACUUUCCUGAGACCUCGUUUCCAGCCCGGAAUCUUCUUUGGUUACCUUUGGGAGAGCAGAAUCCACUGGAGGACAAGUGGCAUGAACAAAGCGAAGCUGAACAAGUCCUGCUUCUGAAGAGGUUGCAGCUUGUACAAGAACAGGCACGAAUUCAGCAAGAAAGCAUCCGGUUAAAGAUUAGUCUACAAACUCAACAGAGCAAAGAAAAGUAGCUUUUUCUUUUAUUGCUUUUUUUCAUUUGAGAUCCAAAUGUACGGCUCCAUCCCUUGGUUCAUCGAAGCGAGCCUUAUUAAAUUUGGAUCUAUAUAUCCUGCAUAUUUUUCUGGUUUGUGUGAUACUAAGAGCAAAAAGCAGCAGGCUUAUAAUUAUUUUUAACGCCUCAGCUCUGAUCUCCAAAAAUGGGGCAUUGUCGAUGCUUUCUGUUGUUAUUAACGAGUUGCAGCUUUGAUAUUUGACCACUAAUGUGCCUCAGCGGGCCUCAUUACGUUGGUCACCAUCAA
Messenger RNA from Physcomitrium patens, 2408 nucleotides. RefSeq lists its product as uncharacterized. Lineage: Eukaryota; Viridiplantae; Streptophyta; Bryopsida; Funariales; Funariaceae. The record is from RefSeq and is a predicted model, not a curated record.